UCAGUUCCUCACCUAGUCACCUCUGUCCUCUCUUUUCUUUUCAUUUCUGAGUUCUGGCUCCUGAGGGAGAGAGACUGAGACAGAAGCUCUGCAGAGUAAUUCAGAGGAAAAGAAGAAGAAAUAUUGAGAAACCCUAAAACGCUCUCCUUUGUCCUGCCAUGGAGGAUUAUUCUCAUGCUUUCCACAGGAACAAAGCGUCUGCUCCAACUCUAUCGAAGAAAAUCUCCAAUGCAAAUGGAAAUGGCCUCACUCCCAGAACCGUCUACGACGACGUUUUUGGUGGCCCUCCGAAGUUCGGAGUCCCGACUUUCUCGGCUCAGAUUGAAGAUUACAGUGAGAUAUUUGGUAGAUUUCACUCCUCAUGUGGUUCCUCCAUUCCGGUUCUAGAUCUUCCCGUUCCCGACGCAGGCGAUGUUUCUCUUGACGUCCGUGCCUCCAAGUUUGAUUACUCAGAAAUAUUCGGGGGUUUUAAUGGUGUUGAUUUCUUCGAUUCUCACGAGGAGCUGUUUGGUGAAUCCAAAGGAGGAGAAAGCUCCUCUGAGGAAGCCUGGACCCCAGCUGGAACACGUUCUCCUUCAGAAGGCUCCAGUGCUGAUACUUUAGCUUGUUCAGAGAAUAACCAGUUUGUGUCAGAUGGAGUUGCUCAUCACACAUUUGAUGGUAUCAAGCAAUCCAAUGUUUCUAAUUAUGAGACUAUGCAAAGAAGUGAGGAAAAUGUGACAAAUGAUAAAACACACAGUGCACAACACCAUGCUGUUCCGGGGGUUACGCUUGUGCUUGAUGGAAGCACGCCUCCACAAAAGACUGAAAUUAUUAAUACAUCACCCAGUGGAGUUAAUGAUAUUGGUGGCAAUAUGGAUUACAAUAGAGGCAUAUUUGAAGAAAAGAAUUUGAAGAAAACCAUGUCACUUCCUCCCAUGUAUGGUUCCAUCACAAGGACUUUUGAAAGUGAUUUUGAACUUCAAAGAAGAUCUCAUGGGAAUGGAUCUAAUUCUAAUGAUGUAUUAAUAUCCGUAUCUGAAAUAAGCCUUCGGACGCAGCCCUCCCUAGUUCCAGCACCGAUGCGACCACCACCAAAAUUAUCUAUCAAACAGGGAGAGUCUAAGGUAGCUUCUGAAAAGUCUGGUCUGGAGGGUGCUGCAGUUGACGGUUCACCCGAUUUUUUUGAUGUGGAGAUAGAUGCAAAUUCAUCUGCUGCAGCCUCAGCAGCUGCUAUGAAAGAAGCAAUGGAGAAAGCCCAAGCUAGACUAAAAAGUGCAAAAGAAUUGAUGGAGAGAAAAAGGGAUGGUCUUCAUAGCCGGCUGAAGUUGGGAUUGAAGGAUGAUUUGAGUAGUAAGGCCAGAAAAGAGGAUGAUAAAGUUAAUCAUGAAGCCCUCAGAUUUAGAGAAAAUGGAUCUCAGGGGGCAGCUGAAAUAGAGGAUAUUGGAAUGAAAGGGUUUGGAAGGCAGGAAGGGCAAAAAGACAUUAGGACAGCUCAGGUAGCUCCAGAUUUUGAAGGGAGCAAAAAGGGUCUGAAUAUAGGUAAAGAAUUUGUAGAACAAAAAGUUACGGAGGAACCUAGAUCUGCCCAAUCUCAUAUUGACAAAGAAGCAGGAGAGUGGAGGGUAGAGAAACAAUUCUAUGAGCUGGCAAAAACAGAUAAGUCAAAAGCAGCCCUUGAAGUCUUCGAGCAGGCCAAAAAUGAGAAAAAAUUGAUGACACCGAUAAUACCCCAGAAACAUGAAGAAAGUGAGAAGGUAGCAGUGAAACAAGUCUUUCAACAGCGAGAAGAAAAUGGUGAGAAAUCAAAAGCUUCAAAAGAGACUUGUGUGCAGGAGAAUUCGAGGAUGUCAGAAGCAGCUAAAGAGGCAUGUGAACUGAAAAAACUUGAGAAGAAACUGACAGUGGCACAAGAGAUGAGUCAGUGUGAAGGAAAUGAGAAAAAACUAAAAAUGGCACAUGAGAUUUGCGAGCUUGAAGAAGAUGAGAAUAAACUAAAAGUGGCUUGUGAGUUGGAAGAACAUUGUAAGACGCUGCAACAAGCUCAUGAACCGAAAGAAAAUGAGAAAAAACUAGAAGAGGCUCGUGAAUGGGAAGAAACUGAGAAGAGACGAAGAGAGGCCUCAUGGAGUGAAGUAAGUGCGAGAAGAUUGAAAGAUGCUAACGAACAGGAAGAAAAUGGGAAGAAGCUAAAAGAGUCUUGCAAGAGAGAAGAAAAUGAGAAGGGAUUGAAAGAUUCUUGUCAACAGGAAAAAAGUGAGAAGAAACUAAAAGAGGCUUGCAAGCUGGAGUCUAAUGAGAGAAGACUAGAGGAGGUUCAUGAGAUGGAAAAUGACAAGAGACAAAAAAAUGGUGAGGAGCAAGAAGAAAAUGAGAAACAACUGAAAGAGGCUUGUGAACAGGAAGAAAAUGAGAAGAGACUACAAGAGGCUCAUGAGCAUGAGGAAAAUGAAAAAAGACUAAAACAAGCCUUUGAGGAGGAAGAAAAUGAGAGGAGACUAAAAGAGGCUCGUGAGCUGAAAGAAAAUGAAAAUAGACUAAAAGAGGUCUAUAAAAUGGAAGAAAACGAGAAGCAGCUAAGAGAGGUUUUUGAGCUUGUAGAAGAUGCGCAGAGACAGAGAGAGUCAAAUGAGGGAGGGACAAAUGAAAAUAGAGAAAAACAGGCUUGUGAACAGGAGGAAAAUACAGUAAAAGCAAAUCAAGAGGCCCAUGAUCUUAAAGUUGACAAGAAUCUUAUGACAGCUACUGGUUCAUUUAAACCUGUUGACGAUAAUAACUUUGAAGCAAAUCAAGAAGACCUCAAAGAUGAAGAGAACAGUAGGAAACUGAAACUGGCUCUGGAAGCAAUUGAACAUGCAGGGAGUGGUGGGAUGACUGAAGCAGCUAAAGAUGCAUGUGAAUGUGAAGGUAAUGAAAAGGAAUUGAAAAUAGCUAAAGCAGGAAAUGGCAAAGAUGAAAGCGGGAGAUCCGGGCAUGCUGAUGUGGCUCAAUGUGCUCCUGAACAAGAUAGGUGUGAAAAGAUCAAAGAUUCCAUGGAAGACCUCUCGUUAGAUGGACAUGAGAAUAAACUAGGAGAAUUUGAAAUAGUAAUUGAUCUGAAGUCAAAUGAAAAUAAUAAGAGAACAUCACAAGUGUCUAGGAACCAGGAAAGCCUUGGUAAGUCUCAAGUUGCCAAUGAUCGGGGAGCUUACCAGAAGAGCAAUGAAGCAGCUGAAGGGGUGAAAAACUGUAUUGAAACUGAAAAGAAAACUGGAUUGGUUCAACCCAUUAUGUCGUUGGAAGAGAUGGGGAACAUGCAGAAGAUAGCUCAGGAGGUAAACAAGAGCCAAUCUACAGAAAGGAAAGAGAUGAAUUACCAUAAAACAUGUUCCAAUGUUGAAAUAGAAAAAGAAGAAAGGCUGCAAAGAGAAGAAGAGAAAGAACGGGAAAGGGAAAGAGAAAAAGAUAGGAUGGCUGUGGAAAGAGCAACCCGUGAAGCCCGUGAAAGGGCAUUUGCUGAAGCCCGUGAAAGGGCAGAAAGAGCUGCUGUAGAGAGGGCAACCGCUGAAGCACGACAAAGAGCGAUGGCAGAGGCCCGAGAAAAACUAGAGAAGGCAUCUGCAGAGGCUAGGGAGAAAUCAUUAGCUGAGAAAGCUUUAAUGGAAGCCAGGCUGAAGGCAGAGCGUGCUGCGGUGGAAAGAGCAAUUGCAGAGGCUCGGGAGCGUGCUGCAGAAAAAGCAGUUUUGGAUGCAAGAGAACGGGUAGAAAGAUCUGUUGGUGACAAAUUCUCCGUUACAAAUUCCAGAGAUAGUGGAAUGAGGCAGAGCUCUUCUUUCUCUGACCUACAAGACCCACAACUUCAAAGCUCAGGCUCUGACAGUAGUUCAAGAUAUACAAAUUCUUCAGUUCAUGAUGAAGCAAUAUUUCUCUUUCAUCAUGAAGCCUCCUAUACUUCAGCCAAGUUUCAAGGAACAGAAGGUGAAUCAGCUCAGAGGUGUAAAGCUAGGUUAGAGAGGCACCAACGAACUGUUGAACGUGCGGCAAAAGCUCUUGCAGAGAAGAACAUACGCGAUCUUCUUGCACAAAGAGAGCAAGCAGAGAGAAAUAGACUAGCAGAAACUUUGGAUGCUGAGGUCAAAAGAUGGUCUAGUGGGAAAGAAGGGAAUUUGCGUGCAUUGCUUUCAACCCUACAAUACAUUCUUGGGUCUGAUAGUGGUUGGCAGCCAAUUCCCCUGACAGAAGUUAUAACAGCAGUUGCGGUAAAGAAAGCUUAUAGAAAAGCCACACUUUGUGUUCAUCCUGAUAAGUUGCAGCAAAAGCGUGCAAGCAUUCAACAGAAGUACAUAUGCGAGAAAGUCUUCGAUCUUCUAAAGGAUGCUUGGAACAGAUUCAAUUCGGAGGAGAGGUAGCUUUUUAUCCUUCUGCGUCUUCUGUUUGCAGAUUAUGCAUAUCCGCAAUCAUCUGCAUUUUUGUAAUAUAUUGUACCACUACAAAAUAUUUGUACACCUUUUGGCCACUU
This is a messenger RNA of Telopea speciosissima, 4477 nucleotides long. Its product is annotated as auxilin-like protein 1. The record is from RefSeq and is a predicted model, not a curated record. The transcript has 9 exons. The coding region runs from base 159 to 4367 and encodes 1402 amino acids. NCBI's taxonomy places the organism in Eukaryota, Viridiplantae, Streptophyta, Magnoliopsida, Proteales, Proteaceae. Gene Ontology annotation, biological process: clathrin-dependent endocytosis; clathrin coat disassembly. Gene Ontology annotation, cellular component: cytoplasm; intracellular membrane-bounded organelle; vesicle. Gene Ontology annotation, molecular function: clathrin binding.